AUGUCUGACACGGUCAAGACGGGCGACGAUCGCCGGGCCUCGGUCGCCCUCCACACGGCCCGCGAUGUCGAGCACAUCGAGGCGCCCGUCACCUGGAAAGCCUACCUGCUCUGCGCCUUUGCCUCGUUCGGCGGCAUCUUCUUCGGCUACGACUCGGGUUACAUCAACGGCGUCCUCGGCUCCCAGAUCUUCAUCAACGCCGUCAUGGGCGAGCCCGGCCACAAGCAGGUGUCGGAGAACUACAGCUCCCUCAUCGUCUCCAUCCUCUCCUGUGGCACCUUCUUUGGCGCCCUCAUCGCCGGCGACCUUGCCGACAUGAUGGGCCGCAAGUGGACCGUCAUCAUGGGCUGCUUCAUAUACAUGCUGGGUGUCGUCAUCCAGAUGAUCACCAGCCCUUCCGCUGCUCUGGGCCCCAUGGUGGCCGGCCGCCUCGUCGCCGGUCUCGGUGUCGGCUUCGAGUCUGCCGUGGUCAUUCUGUAUAUGUCUGAGAUUUGCCCUCGCAAGGUCCGCGGUGCUCUCGUCGCCGGCUACCAGUUUUGCAUCACCAUCGGCAUCAUGCUGGCGUCCAUUAUCGUCUAUGCCACAAAGAACUACACCGACACGGCCGCCUACCGCAUCCCCAUUGCCAUCCAGUUUCCGUGGGCCCUGAUCCUCGGCGGUGGCCUCAUGUUCCUCCCCGACUCUCCCCGCUACUUUGUCAAGAAGGGCCUAAUUCAAAAGGCCGUGAGCGCCCUCGCCCGGAUCCGCGGCCAGCCCGAGUCCUCCGAGUACGUCCAGGGCGAGAUUGCCGAGAUCAUUGCCAACGAGGAAUACGAGCGCGCCCUCGUGCCCUCGACGACCUGGUUCGGCAGCUGGGCCAACUGUUUCCGCGGCAGCUUGUUCCAGGCAAAGUCCAACCUGCGCCGCACGAUCCUCGGCACCUCUCUGCAGAUGAUGCAGCAAUGGACCGGCGUCAACUUCAUCUUCUACUACUCGACUCCCUUCCUGCAGUCCACGGGCGCCAUUGACAACUCGUUCCUCAUCUCCAUGAUCUUCACCCUCGUCAAUGUGCUGUCCACGCCCCUCUCCUUCUGGACCGUCGAGCGCUUUGGUCGCCGCACCAUCCUCAUCUCGGGCGCCAUGGGCAUGCUCAUCUGCCAGUUCCUCGUCGCCAUCAUCGGCGUCACCGAUAUCGCCAACAACAUCCCCGCCGUCAACGCGCAGAUUGCCUUCAUCGCCAUCUUCAUCUUCUGGUUCGCGUCGACGUGGGGCCCCGGUGCCUGGAUCGUCAUUGGCGAGAUCUUCCCGCUGCCCAUCCGCUCCCGCGGUGUCGGUCUGUCAACGGCGUCUAACUGGCUGUGGAACACCAUCAUCGCCGUCGUCACCCCCUACAUGGUGGGCAAGGACCGCGGCAACCUCAAGUCGUCCGUCUUCUUCGUGUGGGGCGCGCUGUGCAGCUGUGCCUUUGUCUACGCCUACUUCCUCAUCCCCGAAACCAAGGGCCUGUCGCUCGAGCAGGUGGACAAGAUGAUGGAGGAAACGACGCCGCGCAAGUCGGCCAAGUGGAAGCCGACGUCGACGUUUGCCAACACGAUGGGCGCGGGCGAUUACAUGGAGAAGCCCAUUGUCGAGGACCUCGAGCAUCGCCGCUCUGCCGUCUAG
Messenger RNA from Hirsutella rhossiliensis, 1641 nucleotides. Its product is annotated as sugar transporter domain-containing protein. Gene Ontology annotation, molecular function: carbohydrate:proton symporter activity. The transcript has 4 exons. Gene Ontology annotation, cellular component: membrane. Gene Ontology annotation, biological process: carbohydrate transport; transmembrane transport. Bases 1 to 1641 code for a protein of 546 amino acids. NCBI's taxonomy places the organism in Eukaryota, Fungi, Ascomycota, Sordariomycetes, Hypocreales, Ophiocordycipitaceae. The record is from RefSeq and is a predicted model, not a curated record.